Molecule: messenger RNA, 414 nt
Organism: Gossypium raimondii (Peruvian cotton)
Lineage: Eukaryota; Viridiplantae; Streptophyta; Magnoliopsida; Malvales; Malvaceae
Exons: 1
Coding region: 1-414 (137 amino acids)
Source: RefSeq, a predicted model, not a curated record
AUGACAAUUGAGGAAUCAGUGCAAAAAUAUCUUUCAAGAGCAACCAUAGUCGUUAAUCAACUGAGAUCUUAUGGAGAAAAAGAUUUUGAUCAAACUAUUGUUGAAAAAGUGUUGAGGAGUUUGACUCCAAGGAUUAAUCAUGUUGUUGCAACUAUUAUGGAGUCAAAAGACAUGGCAUCUUACUCCUUUGAUGAACCCAUGAAGUCCUUACAAUCUUAUGAGGCAAGAUUGAAUCGGGCAAAUGAGAAGAGUGACAAAAAGGCCUUUCAAGUGAUGGGGGAUUCUUUUGAGCAACAAAGGAAGUCAACAUAUAGAAGAUGUUAUCGUGGCACGAGGAAUUACCAUGGUAGAGGUAGUCGAGGCAGAGGAAGAGCUGUUGGAUAUGAUGAACAAAGGCAGAUGGCUAAGAAAUAG